GUAAACAACAGCUGCCACGCUGGAAAUUAAAGGUCCUGAUCUCACUCGGUUUGGAUGGCAACACAGCUUCCACACGCUGGUGGCUUUUCAACAAUAGUGGCAAAAUCUGUUAACAGAUAGGGAAAGCGAGGAGGCAGAGGAAGGUGGAGGCUGGAUUGUUCAAAGCAAACAUGCCUGCAGAAGCAAGUAUCUUGAUCAUCAAAGGUGUGCGAGGAGCAGAAGUGCGAAGAAGAGGUCUUCCCCUUGGCCAUGAAUUACGUGGAUCGCUACCUGUCAUCAGUCCCCAUGCGGAAAAAUCACUUGCAGCUUCUGGGAGCAGUCUGCAUGCUCCUGGCUUCCAAGCUGCGAGAAACCAUGCCCCUGACCGUGGAGAAACUCUGCAUUUACACAGACAACUCCAUCACGCCUCAGCAGCUCCUGGACUGGGAGAUUCUCGUCCUGGAGAAGCUAAAGUGGGACCUGGUCUCAGUGAUAGCAAAUGAUUUCUUGGCUCACAUCCUCCAUCACCUCCCGCUGCCUAAGGACAAGAUGGAGCUGGUGAAGAAGCAUGCACAGACCUUUAUCGCCCUGUGUGCCACAGACUACACUUUCGCCAUGUACCCCCCCUCCAUGAUCGCGACGGGCAGCAUCGGAGCGGCGAUCCACGGCCUGACAGUCUCCGUGAACGAUUUCACCGGCGAGGCCAUCACUGAGGUGCUGGCCAGCAUCACCGGCACGGAGGUGGACUGCCUGAAAGCCUGUCAGGAGCAGAUUGAGGCAGCCUUAGCCGAGGGCCUGAAACAGGCAUCUCAAACCCAACGGGAAUACAGGGCCACCAAGACUGCUGCUUACCCGGCCAACCAGCCCACCAGCACGCCUACAGACGUCACGGAUGUCAACCUGUGACCAGCCUCCCCUUCCCGAGAGCCGCCCAGCCCCGCCGCAGCAGGACCUCGCCCUGGACACCCCAAAGGUCGCUGCAUCCCCCCUCCCCUACCCAUCCAACGCCUGCUGAGGAUUUGUUCCGCUCGCUGGGAGCGUGAAGCAAGAUCCAAGCUCGUCUGUCGGGGCUCGACGCUGCGCGUCAGCUUCUGCUGGUGGCAGGGGUGAAGCGACCGUUUUCGUGGUGCCAGGGCACAAGAAUCGCUGGGGAGGGGGAGCAGGACCCAAAAUGAAGUUGUAAAAUGUUUCUCAGUUUGUGUUCCUCGUAGCCCGCCUGGCUGCUGUUCGCUCUCUCUCCUCAGGGUGGGUGUUUACUGUGACAAUUUCCAGCCCCGCACGGGCCACCAGCUGCGGGUAGCGAGGCCCUUACCCUGCCUACGUGACCAAAAUCCUUAUAACCCAGCGGGGGGGGCGACUGGCCCCGGGCUCACGAGGGAGACCCCGCUGUCCGGGAGGAGGGGGCAGGUGCUUGUCAGCCCCUUGGUCCCAAUUGCUUCGUGCCAGAUUGCUGGGGCUCCUGGGGGGGUGGCGUGGCUGCUUCUGCUUGGAGGGGAAUCGUGUGGCUUGGUUCUUGUUGCCAUUAGAUUUGGGAUUUGUGGGGUUUUGCCUUGCUUGGGGUCGGGGUGGGGGAACACGUGCUCCCUGUCUGCGCGGACAGCAAGUCCUCGUCUCGGGGAGCCACCUCCUGGGUGAGGUUUGGGCACAAUCCACUUAAGUUUUCCACUGCCCCACGGAGGCUGCUUAAUUUAUUGUUAAUUGCUGGAAAAUGAGGAGGACUUCGCAGUUCCUUGGUGUGGGGCCUGGACGCUGGUCUCUCCUGAAAGAGUGCCUUCCCCCUUCGUCCCCUUCCCCUGCUCCCUGGGCAAUGGGAGACUCACUUGGAAGCUGGUUGUUGUGGGUUGGUUUUUUUUUAGGUAGCUUAGACAUCAGACUAGGUUUUAAGAAAUCCAUUCGAAUGUGCUGCUAUAGUCUGAAAUGCAUCUUCACUCCUCUAAGGGCGGGAUCGCAGCCGGACGGGGCUGCCUUGCCUGUGUCCACGUGGGUCCCACUUGUUUCCUUCUAGGGUGGAAAAUCUGCUGCGCACUUGAGUUGAAAAAGCGAUUAUUGCAUUUUUUUUGUAUUGUUGUUGUUGAUCCUGUCUGUUAGUUUUUAUAAAAAGUGUUUAAAAAAAAAAUAAUGCUGCUUUUCUAAGAGAAAACCAUUAAAUAGUGUAAUUGUAUUAACCAGAAGAAGCCAGACUCUGCAGGGAUGGGAGGCAGACUGUUGCUGCUUGGUGACCUCCAGACACAUGGAUCUGUGGCUGCUGUCCUCCUGUGGGGGACGUGGAAAAGGAGGUAGAAAUCUUCUUUUUUGGGUGCCACUAGAAACAAAAGUCUUAUCAGGUAGAAAAAGAUGGGGCUGCUGCUCUUCCACUAGCCUGAUUUGUCAAGAAGAGCCAUUUGCCGCUGACUCCUGCUAGCAGGAGGGCUGGGGGGUGGGUGGGGUGCAGAGCCUGUCUGUACAAAAUGAAAAAUUUUUUUUUUUUAUAUAUAUAAAUGACUUUUAAUUUAAGAGUAAACUGGUUUUGGUGUUCACAUGCGUGAGUCUCGCUGCUGGGAGAAUCAGAGAACCGUAUGAUGUUGCAAUAAAGUAUUUUAAAACGA
Molecule: messenger RNA, 2564 nt
Organism: Athene cunicularia (burrowing owl)
Lineage: Eukaryota; Metazoa; Chordata; Aves; Strigiformes; Strigidae
Gene: CCND3
Product: cyclin D3
Exons: 5
Coding region: 250-885 (211 amino acids)
Biological process (GO): regulation of cyclin-dependent protein serine/threonine kinase activity; mitotic cell cycle phase transition; positive regulation of G1/S transition of mitotic cell cycle
Cellular component (GO): cyclin-dependent protein kinase holoenzyme complex; cytoplasm; nucleus
Molecular function (GO): cyclin-dependent protein serine/threonine kinase regulator activity
Source: RefSeq, a predicted model, not a curated record